AUGUCACAGCACGCUUGCAUCACGCGCGGGCGCCUGGCCCGAAUGCAGAUUCCCCCGCUGGGAGCAGUUCGGUCCCGAGUAGUGCGACCAGCUGCCUUUGACGCCCACUUCAAGGAGGGAAUCCAUCGUGAAGUGAGCGUCAAUGGGGAAAUAAAGACGCGCUGGCUCAUGUCGAAGCGGUACAUGCAUCGGGCAGGCAGCACGUCGCUGCGCAGCGCUGACGAGGGCUCCGACGACUCGGCACACCCGGCGUCUCCGCGCGAGCUCCAGAGUUUGAAGGAAGCGCUUCAGGCAAGCAGUGCCAAGUUCAAGGAGCAGCUGGCAGAGGAGGAGGCCUUGAGAAGGCGACUCGAGGCCUUGCAGAAGAAGGCAGCAGAAGGUCAGCCGCAGGAACAGAAACAGCCUCCUGAGGCCAGCAAGGACGCCGUGCCCGUCCUGGACAAGGAGAAGGACAAAGACAAAGCAAAGGAGGACCCGUCCAGCCCAAAGACAGAGCCGUCCGAGGCUUCGCCGACCUCCCCAUCGCCGGCCUCCCCAGGAAAAGGGAAAGGCAAAGCCCCGGGCAAAAGCAAGGCCCCGCCAAAAGGCAAGGGCAAGGGUCAAGACGACGCACCGGGCGCUGCACCUCGAAUGCCUGAGGUGAAGCCGAGGAAGGCGAUGAAGAAGCUCUAUUGGAACCCUCUGAAGCUCGGGAACGGCUUCGCAUCCACCGUCUGGGAGUUUGCCGCGCUUCGCUUCGAGCAGGGCGGUGCGUUCUUCGACCAGGAUGAGCUGGAGAACAACUUCGCCGAGAUGGAAGUGCCGUAA
Symbiodinium natans is the source of this 807-nucleotide messenger RNA. Lineage: Eukaryota; Dinophyceae; Suessiales; Symbiodiniaceae. The record is from the annotation of a GenBank genome assembly.